AUGGUAUCUGAAACGAAAUAUGAAUCGAAUGAAUCCUAGUUGGCACAUAACUGUAAUAAAAUCAAAUCAAAUCCACCUCUAACAGAAACAAGCGCACAAAAUGCCACAAUAAAAGUGAUAAAGCAAAAAAUAAUAAAUAGCAACAAAAAUAUAAAAGAAUUUUCUCUCAGCGGGAGAGUUCCCAAAGGCAUUUACAGCUUGGGGCUUUCCAGUAAUUGUGUGUGUGCUUAUACAAAAAAAAAUUAAAACAAGCAGAUUAUCGGCUUGCCGCGGGUCCAACUAAAAUGCCAAAUACCUAUUUUUAACUCACAAGUAAUCAUCGGUAGACGCCAAUACGCCAAUAAGUUAAUACGGUUGCGGAUACGGCGUAGAAACGCGUUGCGAAAAAUAAUAUAAUAUUUUUAAGAUUUUCCUACCGGGGGGAGGUGGCCAAGUAGUUAGAAGAAGAACAAGCGGCGCGAAGUCAGCGUGUGUGCCUUUCCAGUUACAUUUACCAUUUGCCAUUUACCAUUCACCGUUUACAUUUACUCUAUGUGCCUGUCUGCCACUGGCUUCCAGAGUUCGUUAUCUCGCUCGCUCGCCCGCCUUCGGUGUCACUCUCGUUCUCUCCCUCGCCCCUUUCUCGCACUGCCAUUUGCCUAAUGUGGAUUGCAGAUUGGCGCCUGGCGUCCAAGUUCUGAGCAACCAGUGGGAGAGUGGACGCGGCGGCUAUCGCUAUUUUCGCUUCCUUAACGUUCCUCGGACAUUGCGUGUUGUGGCGCGUCACUUACUGCUAUUCGACCAUCAUCGUCAUUGACAUCGUCAUCGUCGUCUUCAUCGUCACUGACAUCGUCAUCAAUUGCGUCCGUUACUGUGGCAUUGGCAGCUCCAAUUGCUGUUGUUGUUGGGCCAUUGUGUCGGUAACAUCAUCAAAAUAUCUUCAUUCGAAGAAGAUUAUCGGGCUGACAGGCCCAUGGUGCAGCGUGCAUCAUCCUCAGAUGCUCCCUCAAUUCAGGGCGGCCAACAUCGAGAAUCUCGAUUUGGCCUUGGAUAUACCUCAUACCAAAGCGGAUACAAUAAGCUAUUCACACAGGGUUCUGCCGACUCGAACUACUCACAACCGUCAUCCGAUCUGUCGCUAGACGAGGAAAAGGAAUCGCUUCGGCGAGAAAAGGAACGUCAGGCCUUAAGCCAGUUGGAUAAAGCGAGGAGUAAACCUGUAGCGUUCGCUGUGCGAACCAACGUAGCAUAUGAUGGCACAAUCGACGACGAUUCGCCCGUGCAGGGCGGUGCAGUUUCGUUUGAGAUCCGGGAGUUUUUGCACAUCAAGGAGAAGUAUGACAAUAACUGGUGGAUUGGCAGACUGGUUAAGGAAGGCUGUGAUGUGGGCUUCAUACCCAGCCCCGCUAAGCUAGACAACAUUCGUAUGCAGAAUCAAACUAGACCCUCAAGACUGUACGGCACAAAGGGCUCAUCAAGUGGCAAUUUAGGUGCGGGACAAGCAGGUGCGGAGCCAUCACGAGGUAGCACACCCCCCACACCUGGUGACGAAUCAGAUUCCAUGGGACCAGGACGUCAUGGCAAAACACCAUUAGCAACGCCGCCCAACAAGGAGAAGCGCAAGCCAUUUUUCAAGAAACAGGAAACAGCCAGCCCGUAUGAUGUGGUGCCAUCGAUGCGUCCUGUUGUUUUAGUGGGUCCAAGCCUUAAGGGUUACGAGGUAACCGAUAUGAUGCAAAAGGCGCUAUUCGAUUUCCUCAAGCAUCGCUUCGAAGGACGCAUCAUCAUAACGCGCGUUAUGGCCGAUAUAUCCCUAGCGAAGCGAUCGAUUAUGAACAAUCCUUCGAAACGUGCCAUCAUGGAGCGUUCCAGCAGUCGUUCGGACUGUCUGGGCAAGGUCCAAGAGGAAAUCGAGCGCAUCUUUGAGCUGGCCCGUUCCCUGCAGCUGGUCGUACUCGAUUGUGAUACAAUCAAUCAUCCGUCACAAUUAGCAAAAACUUCAUUAGCGCCAACAAUAGUUUACUUAAAGAUUAGUAGUAGUAAGGUUUUACAGCGUUUAAUCAAAUCACGUGGCAAAUCGCAAGCUAAGAACUUAUCCGUACAAAUGGUUGCCGCUGAAAAAUUAGCCCAAUGUCCACCCGAAAUGUUCGAUGUAAUUUUAGACGAGAACCAAUUGGAAGAUGCCUGCGAGCACAUAGCUGAAUACUUGGAGACAUAUUGGAAAGCCACGCAUCCAGAUAUACGCGCUGGGUCUACUGUACCGGCCAUUGCCAGGCCGAUACCGUCCCAGGAGGUGUCGGCGUCGCCCUCCGCCGAUCCAACGCGCAUGGGUCCAACACCACCAGUCGAUGGCGAAGAGUUUGACGAGCACGAGCACGAGCCACGAAUGGCGAGUGCCGAACGCGAGGGUAGUCGGGAUCGGGAUCGGGAACGGGAACGGGAGCGCGAACGUGGCAGUAGGGAAAGAGAACGGGACAAUGAACGCGACUACUGGGACAGGGAGUUCAACAGAGAUCGAAGUUCGAAAGACAGAGAGAGAGAUAUGGAGUGGGAGCGCGAGAGAGCACGCGAAUGGGAAAGAGAGCGAGAAAGGGAUUGGGAUAGAGAGUUCGAUUGGGACCAAGGAGGUGCCUCUUAUCAUCACAGUCGUCGUCAGGUCUCUGGACGCCAUCAGGAGCGGGGCAGCGGGGGAGGCGGCGUUGGCCAUGCCGCUGGCUACGAGCGGGACAGAGAACGAUAUGAGCGACAGGAAAGGGAACGACUUCAUGCGAGGGAUCGUGAUCUGAUGCACUACGACCUGAAUAGCGAUGAGAUGCUGGACGAACGUAACUUCGAGUAUCCGGCAAUGCGCAGCGGGCCGAGCGGCGCCUCCCACCAUGGCCACCUGUCGCGCGGCGGUCGACUGCUGGACGAUACGGACUUUGAGCGCGAUGAUCGAUUGUUGGGCAGCUCAAGGUCACGCUAUGGACCCGGACCAUCCACACGCAUCGACGAUCCCCGGGAUAUGCCACGAGCAGCCACUGUGGUCGAUCGCGAUCGCGAUGAAUACAGUCCGCACAGAGGUGGUGGAAGUAGUAGGAGAAUGCUGAAUGCCAUGUAGGAAUCGUGGAUAUAGG
Molecule: messenger RNA, 3095 nt
Organism: Drosophila hydei
Lineage: Eukaryota; Metazoa; Arthropoda; Insecta; Diptera; Drosophilidae
Gene: Ca-beta
Product: voltage-dependent L-type calcium channel subunit beta-4
Exons: 9
Coding region: 953-3079 (708 amino acids)
Biological process (GO): chemical synaptic transmission; calcium ion transmembrane transport; regulation of voltage-gated calcium channel activity
Cellular component (GO): voltage-gated calcium channel complex
Molecular function (GO): high voltage-gated calcium channel activity; protein binding
Source: RefSeq, a predicted model, not a curated record